Messenger RNA from Peronospora matthiolae, 192 nucleotides. The record is from the annotation of a GenBank genome assembly. Lineage: Eukaryota; Oomycota; Peronosporomycetes; Peronosporales; Peronosporaceae.
AUGGCACUCAUGGGCAUGCUUAAAGAUCAUUUGAUGGGGCUGAGCCCAUGGACCUCAUCCGUGCUGAAGAAGAAGAGAGAGAUCUUCUGGCUGUUGAACAGCAACGUGACGUCCGUAGAUGUUAGAUGUGCGGGAGCACCAGGCAAUUGCGCCCUCAGUGCCCACUGCGGAAGCCGCGUCAAAGUCGGCUGA